CUAAAAGCAAAGGUCCAUGUUGGCCUGAGGACAGAUAUAUUCCCCUGUGCUGCUACAUUAACAAUCCUUCACCUCUUCCAAUGAUGGCAACCUUAACGAACUUCAAUCAUGCCAAAAUCACUGCACCAAAACAUCAGCAGCACCAUCGCCGCUUGCAUACCCCAACCAUAAUCCAAGCUACAUUUUCUGGAGAAGAAAACACGACACAAAAACGACGGAAGUUCUUGACAUCAUUGGUGGCGACAUCAAUUGCUAUAGGUGGACUAAAUAGUGUAGCAACUCCAGUAGCACAGGCUGAGAAUUGGGGCACAAGGUCAUUCCUAAAGGAACACUUUUUCGAGCCAGGGCUAUCACCGGAGGAUGCAGUUGCUAGAAUUCGACAGACUGCUCAAGGACUGCAUAGUAUUAGGAACAUGUUGGAAACCUUGUCAUGGAGGUAUGUGUUGUUUUACAUUAGGCUAAAAGCUGCUUAUCUUUCCCAGGACAUGACCAAUGCAAUGACUAUGGUGCCACAAAAUCUAAGAAGUUCUUAUGUUAAAACAGCUAAUGAAUUGGUGGAUAACAUGUCUGAGUUUGAUAAAUAUGUUAGGACACCAAAGAUAUACGAAUCGUAUUUAUAUUAUGAGAAGACAUUGAAGUCGAUUGAUGAACUUGUGGCACUACUAGCAUAACAUAUUUGCAGCUCAAAGUCCUGGUAAGAACAUAGAGAUUUUGAAAUUCUUGAUCUACAUGUCUGGCGAAUUUAUGAGAUCCAAUUGGUUAACAAAGCAUGUUGUGUAGUUAAGCUAUUAAAGAAACGCAGCUAUUAUGGCUAUCAGAUAUUCCAUGUUCAGUUCAAGGCUUGAGAUUGUGAUUAUUAGAAUGAACAUAUCAUUGUUUGGUCUGAUUAAUUUUUUCAAAUACUAGUUCCGAGUUACAUACAGA
Molecule: messenger RNA, 924 nt
Organism: Daucus carota subsp. sativus
Lineage: Eukaryota; Viridiplantae; Streptophyta; Magnoliopsida; Apiales; Apiaceae
Product: photosynthetic NDH subunit of lumenal location 2, chloroplastic
Exons: 2
Coding region: 81-671 (196 amino acids)
Biological process (GO): photosynthetic electron transport chain; photosynthesis
Cellular component (GO): chloroplast; photosystem II oxygen evolving complex; extrinsic component of membrane
Molecular function (GO): calcium ion binding
Source: RefSeq, a predicted model, not a curated record